Messenger RNA from Hirsutella rhossiliensis, 1578 nucleotides. RefSeq names its product major facilitator superfamily domain-containing protein. Gene Ontology annotation, molecular function: transmembrane transporter activity. The record is from RefSeq and is a predicted model, not a curated record. Lineage: Eukaryota; Fungi; Ascomycota; Sordariomycetes; Hypocreales; Ophiocordycipitaceae. Gene Ontology annotation, biological process: transmembrane transport. Gene Ontology annotation, cellular component: membrane. The transcript is spliced from 4 exons. The coding region runs from base 1 to 1578 and encodes 525 amino acids.
AUGUCUCCCAACAAGCCUGGUGCCGAGAACAAUCCUCUCCUAUCGACGACGACCCCUUCCGAUGCCGACGACUACGACAGCAGCGACGCGUACGCAGCCGAGAAACAUGUCCUCCCGCGCCGCAUCACCGUCGUCAUCCCCUGCCUCUUGCUGCUGGUAGCUAUGGAGAUUGGAGGCACUCUCGUCGGCGUGCCCAUGAAUCAGAUCCAGGAGGGCAUCCUCUGCCGGCAGCGGUACCCCAACGUUCUGGACACGUCGACCGAUGCGCGGUGCAAGAGCAGUAAUGUCCAGUCGGCGCUCUCUUCCUUGCAGGGCUGGGAGCUCACCUUCAGUCUCAUCCCGGGCAUCCUGACUGCCGUCCCCUAUGGCAUCGCGGCGGACAGAUAUGGCCGCAAGGCUAUCCUCGGCCUGUCGCUGUUGGGAAUUUUUCUCGUACAAGCCGUCGACAUUGUCGUGUGCAGCUUCCCCCAGAUCUUUCCCAUCCGCCUGGUAUGGCUCGGCGCCAUGUGCAGUCUGAUAGGCGGCGGCCCUUUUGUCCCGGGCUCGGUCGUUUGGACAUCAAAGCUAACUUUGACCCGCUGGCCAUCCAUCUUCUUCUACCUGUCGGCCGUGCCGAUGGGAUGCGAGCUGAUAUCCAUGCCACUGGCCUACGUCGCCAUGCAGCGCGGGCCAUGGUUCUCCGUCUUCGUCGGGCUCGCGUGCAUGUCCACGUCGGUCCUCAUCGCCCUCAUCUGUCCCGAGACGCGCAGCAUGGCGGCGCCGGAGAGUGACGCCGAAGGCGUGGAGCAAACCCUGGGCUGUGGCCGGGUGGCGCUUAAAGACUUGCGACCACGACUCUUGACUCUCGUGGAGCAGGUGACCACACUGUUCCAAUCCAUGUUCUUGCAAGAUAGGCGUCUUGGAAUACUUCUUUCUAGCUUGUUGUUUACCACACUUGGAAGAUACGCAUCGACCAUUCUCAUGCAGUACACGACGAAGCGGUUCGGCUGGUCCUGGUCUCAGGCCGGUAUCAUGUCCUCCGUCAGCACCCUGGUAAACCUGAUCCUCGUCGUGGCGAUAUUGCCCCCUCUAAGCCACGCACUCCGCUACUAUCUCGAGCUCGGGCCUAUGAUCAAGGACCUGUGGAUCGCGCGGGCGAGCAUCUUCGCCCUCAUCGCCGGCUCUUUCGGCAUUGGACUGUCUUCCACCUCGCCCAUGCUGAUGGGAAGUCUCAUGGUCUACGGCCUGGGGUCCGGCUACGGCGCCGCCAUGCGCGGGCUCCUGAGCCAGGUGGCAGGGAACAAGCACGUGGGCGCUCUCUACACAACCAUGAGCGUUGUCGAGAACAUGGGAAUGCUCAUCGCCGGCCCGUUGCUGGCUGCGACCUUCAGGGUCGGCCUCGGCUGGGGGACCGCCUGGACUGGCCUUCCGUUCUUCGCGGCGGGAAUCCUGUUGGCGUUCGCGGGUGUCAUUGUGAGUGGUGUGCGGCUUCAGGGGCUGGAGAAGAAUAGGAAUGAGGAGGAGGAGGAGGAGGAGGAGGAGGAAGGGGAGGAGGUUGUGGUGGUAGAAGAGGAGAGAUUGGGAAUCCGUCUUGCUUGA